AACAAGACCUGGCUUGGCGGGUAAACUGCGUCUAGAACAACUUUCUUUUCUCCUUGUAUACUAUGAUCCCUUUAUUGGUACAAAAGGCCAACGACUUCUUGUUUCUUCCUGUACGUUAGAUUAAUAUCUUGCCAAGUAUAUGCUGCCCGCUUUCAUGAUAUUCUAAGCCUUCCAUAACUGACUUCAGAGUUUACGAGCUAUCUCUGAGCUCUUUCUCCUCCAUCAGGAUAUCAAAGGUGUCUUCGUGGUUGAAAUCAACUGUGGUUUGUGGGAGGACAGACAGCAGGAGGAGGAUCAGCUUAUAUCUUGUCUGAGAUUUUAUUUAUGGGGAGACAGUUGGAGCGCCAAGUUUCGGGUGUUGGAUUUGAGGACUAUCAUCCAGGUUGCAUGUGGGGAGUACUUCAAAUUCUUGACUACCAUUAUUGGCACAGUACUAAAAAAUCACCUCUGCGCAGAAAGCAUGGCAGAUGCUGCCAAAAUCCAAAAACAAUCUCUUUUGAUCAUUACUCUAAUGAAGUACAGGAAUAUUUGAGUGCUGAAGCAGUCCCCUUACUGGUUGAACAGCAAACUACAACGACUAGCUCAACCAACAGAAUUGCUAGAAAAGCCCAGAUAAAAGCUUUAAUUGCCAAGGAGAAAUUUUCAAGAACACGGUCACAGAAAGCUGAUCCAGUCCACCAAUUAGAACCUUCAGAAAAUAGCGUUGCUACAAUAAAUAGUGAUUGGAGAAAUCCAAUCAUUAUUCUUCACAAAAGUGCUGAUACUGCUGCCUCCAGAUUUCAGGUUCCAUCAGUGUCUAAGACAACUGAAGAACUAGUUGCAGACAAUAGUACGUAUCAUCUGCCUGGCACUGUGAAUGCCAAUGACUGCUCAAAACAAAACCAGCUUUCUGCAGAGGAUGCAUUUUCCUUGGAGAACUGUGAUAACUCAUUAAACCUUUCACAUGCUAAGCGUCUCAACAGAGAAAUUUCAUGCCCUCAGUUUAAGGAGAGGGUGGAUUUUACGGAGAUCCUUAAGGCAAAUGAAAAGCUGUUGGAAAUCCUACAGGAUCCAGGCGUUCAGAACACCCAUGUCCAGCAGACUUCCAAAGCAAAGGUAAGAUUAAGGAGGUCAGGAUCAUUUCCUGCAGCUGACUGUUCACACAUUACAUUUGUUAGGCCUAGUACAAUUGAGCACAAGCAGAAGGAAAUUUGGUCCUUUCCAAAUGGAGUGAAACCAUCCAUUGGGAAUCCAGCACCAAGGUCUACUGCAUCCAAGUCUUUGGAAGAUUUUUAUGGGAAGUCAAUAGAUUUAAAGGUUAGCAAUCAUGGAGUCACUUCUAGUGAUCAAGAAACACAGUUUUCUUCUCUCGAGUCAUCUCAGGGAUUACAUAAAUACAAGUGGCAUCUUUCAUUUAUGAGUCCUUUUAAAGGUCUUAAGAAAAAAAUAAAGUAUGCACUCACAGAAAGCAAAAGGGAGAGUGACCAUGAAUCAACAAAUACAAGUCGCUACGAAGUUCCUUCUGGAUACAAGUUUUCCACCGAUGAGCAAGAGAUGUCUAAGAAGUUGAAGGAAAUCACAAUUCAUCAGGAUGGUGUAGAAAAUCCCACAAGUUUUCAGGAGACGAAUAGUUUCGAUAAUGAUCUCAGCAAAGCUCAAGCCCCACGCAUAAGAAGAGGAUCCUCUCUAAAGGAGUCACUGGAUGGUUAUGCUCGAUUGUUUGAGUACAGUUUCAGUAAACAGGUCAAGUGGAACCAGUAUCAAUCUAAAAGCUUAAAAUUGUCGAGUGAAGAUAAAUCUCAAUCAAGUGGUCUGAAAUCCUUCAGAAGGAGACUCUCUCUUCCAGAUAUCGAGUCUAUAUAUCUCAUUCCAAAUGAGUCCUCAAGUGAUGCGCUUAGUUCAAAGAUGUCAACUACGACUGGAAUGGACUAUGAUGCAAAUGUUAAAACUGACAUUCUUAAUGACUUGGAGUCCGUAAGCACUCCUGAAGUUAGAAAACAAUUCAAACGACUAGAUACUGUUGAAGAAACUGAACUUCAGAGCAACAUAGAAGAAAGAGCUGGCAGCAUGGACAAUAAUGAAUGUUCAGGUGGUCUAAUGGCAAGUAUGAACGAAGGAAGUGCUAUUACAAGUGAACUAAAUCAGGAUACAAUGGGACCUGAAAGGGGAGAUCAGAGUUCUCUGAGUAAUCAGGGGAUUGGUUCAGCAAUCACCUCCAUUAAAGAGCAUGAAGAACAAAGUCCGAUUUCAGUUCUUGAGACUCAUUUUCGAGAUGAUAUAACUUGCCUAGUAGAGUUCCCAAUGUCAGAAGGUUCAGAGCUGCAUCCUGGGCACAUUUGUGUUGAUGAACCAGAUUCUCCUGUCACUUUACAAGACAGGUCAACCGGAGAUUCCUUGGAAGAAAGUCGCAGCUCUACCAGCCAUGCGAAUGCAGAAAAUGCAAGCACAAUGGUUGGUGCUCGAUUCCUUCAUUUUGAAUUGAACAGGCCAGAAGAUGAUGCUGAUUUCAAUUAUUUGAGAGAUGUGCUUGAGGUGUCCGGCUUCAUUGGGCCAGAGUCCCUUGGAACAUGGUAUUCAUUAGAGCAGCCCUUGAGUCCAACAUUGUUUAAGGCUUUGGAAGCUUAUUUGCACAAAGGACUUGAAUCUUCCUCGGAGGAUGUUGCCUACAAUUGUGAUCACCUGCUUCUGUUUGAUUUGAUUAACGAGGAACUGCUCGACAUAUAUGAGAGCUCAUUAGCCUACUUCCCCAAGCUCUUCUCUUUCACUCAACGCGUCCGUCCACUGCCCAGAGGAAAUAAUGUUAUUGAUGAAGUCUGGAAAAGAAUUAGCUGGCACAGGAGGUUAACCUCAGAAAUGGAGGAAUCAAUAGAGGAUAUAGUAGCUCGAGACUGCGAAAAAGGUGAUGGUUGGAUGAACCUUCAAUUGGAUGCUGAGGAUGUAGCACUAGACCUGGAAGAUUUGAUUUUCGACGAGCUUGUAGAUGAAGUUAUAUGUUCAUAUACACGGUAGACAGUUGAGAGGUCAGAUGAACCAGCCUUGCCAAGAAGCCGUUCUGCCUCAAGGCUGGCUCUGUACAUAAUAGUUUAGUUUCCUUCCAAUUCAUGUUUACUCUGCCUUUAAAUUCCAUGGUUUAUUGAUUGCCUCGAGAGAAGAAUUAAGGACUGCCAUUGUUAGCUCUGAAAAGUUUCCAUGUUUGGAACAACUUGAUUUAGAAAUAAGACCAUAAGACUACUAUUAUCGACAA
Molecule: messenger RNA, 3223 nt
Organism: Populus nigra (black poplar)
Lineage: Eukaryota; Viridiplantae; Streptophyta; Magnoliopsida; Malpighiales; Salicaceae
Exons: 5
Coding region: 325-2988 (887 amino acids)
Source: RefSeq, a predicted model, not a curated record